Molecule: messenger RNA, 213 nt
Organism: Trichomonas vaginalis G3
Lineage: Eukaryota; Parabasalia; Trichomonadida; Trichomonadidae
Product: spectrin binding
Exons: 1
Coding region: 1-213 (70 amino acids)
Source: RefSeq, a predicted model, not a curated record
AUGUCUGAUAACAUUAUUCCAAACUUCUUGUUUUAUAAAGAAUAUGGAAUUAAAUUAGUCGACCCUGAAUUAUUUGAACAAAUUAAACCUGAAAAUCUUGAUAUUCAUACAGAAAAUACCAUUGACAGAGCAAUUAUGUAUAAUUUCAAAGAAAGAUUUAUCUCAUUCACUGAAAGAGAAGGUUUUGAUAAUGAUCAAAAACUUGUAAGCUAA